Trachemys scripta elegans is the source of this 357-nucleotide messenger RNA. Its product is annotated as solute carrier family 22 member 6-A-like. NCBI's taxonomy places the organism in Eukaryota, Metazoa, Chordata, Testudines, Emydidae. The record is from RefSeq and is a predicted model, not a curated record.
ACGCCUGCCAUACGCCGGAUAUUCUGCUGCCUCUCAAUUGUGUGAGCUGCAGAUAGUCCGCACAUCACUGGCUGUGAUUGGGAAGGGAUGUCUCUCAGCUGCCUUCAACUGCGUGUUUCUAUUCACAAUGGAGCUCUACCCAACACCGAUCAGGCAGACCGGACUGGGCUUUGGCAGCACCAUGGCCCGGGUAGGAGGUAUUGUGACUCCCUUGGCCAAGAUGUUGGAUGAAUACUUCUCCUUCCUGCCGCCAGUCGUCUACGGUGCUGCCCCAAUCAUCUCUGGCACUGUGGCCAGCUUCCUCCCGGAUUCUCACAACCAACCACUGCCAGACACUGUGGAGGAGGUGGAGAGCAG